Silurus meridionalis is the source of this 1448-nucleotide messenger RNA. It is a transcript of the gene hspb9, whose product is annotated as heat shock protein, alpha-crystallin-related, 9. Gene Ontology annotation, biological process: response to heat; protein refolding. The transcript has 2 exons. Lineage: Eukaryota; Metazoa; Chordata; Actinopteri; Siluriformes; Siluridae. Gene Ontology annotation, molecular function: protein folding chaperone. The record is from RefSeq and is a predicted model, not a curated record. The coding region runs from base 518 to 1108 and encodes 196 amino acids.
GAGAGAGAGAGAGAGAGAGAGGCCUAGCAGGAAUGAGUCACUAAGCUCUGUGCACAGGCCCAAUGUUUGGAUGAAAAUCACUUCUAAAGGUAAGAAGAACGUGUGUGUUUUUUUUCCGUGGUGGUGGAAGAAGGAUUUACGGCCCUCACUUAGCGUCUGCAUGCAGCUGGGAGAUGCUGAAGAUAUGAAUCUGCCAAUCAUCUGUCAACGCCAAGGCCGGGUCGUACCAAUCAAGCCCAUGACUAAAAGGUUAAAGGUCACCAGGAUUCUCCAGGCCAGGCUCUGUAUGCAGGAGAAAGAAGAUCCGCCGAGACGUAAACGCAUAGACGGUUCAGAUCGCUGACGGAGAACAUGCAGAUCGCUUCCUGAUGAGCUCAGCGUGUAAUCGGAGAAGCAGGAGGAGGUUCUGAGCUCCAGCUGGAGAAGUAUAUAAAGCACAGCAACAGCUUUGUGUGGAUCAAGAACUCAGCCGAGAGAGAAGAAGCCUUCGAGCUCAAGAAGAAGUGAUCAGUGAGAAAUGAGCCAGUCCAUCAUGGAGAGCCUGUUUGGAGACGAUCCUUUCUUUGAGGACGUGUACACACUGUGGCCGAGACGCUGCAGCGUGACCGAGCGCUUCCUGAGACGCAGAGAGCAGAUGAUGGAGAGCUUCAGGGCUGACAUUGGAGACAGGCUUAUAAGCGAGCUCUUCCAGAACCUGGAUGAACUUUUCUCCUCACCAUCCUCAUCAUCAACCACUUCAUCUUCUACAUCUUCUUCAGCAUCCACAGCGAGACUCACAGGCCCGUCUGUCUUUUCCCUGGACACGCGUGGCUUCUCCCCUGAAGACAUCGCCGUCACCGUGUGUGGACGGAAGCUUGAGGUCAAAGUGGCGAAGCAGUCCGAGGCGGGUUCCUCUGCUCCUCAUGGGUUCUCCCGGAGCGUGGAGCUUCCAGAGCACGUCAAUCCGUCCACGCUGACCUGCACGCUGGGGGACGACGGCUUCCUGAACAUUGAGUCGAAGGCAAAAGAAGUCGAGGUGGACGAACCCGACGUCCCGGUGCGCUUCAGGACGUCCCUGGACUUCCCUCUGGGCAAAGACACAAGCAGCACAGAAGAGAAAAACAACUAGAGACUCCACACACACACACACACACACACACACACACACACACACACACACACACACACACACAAUGAUCUGCAUUUGUAAAUUUUUUGUGUUAUACUGUCUCUGAGACAUUUACAUUCUCACGGCACUUAAAAUCCAAAAAUUGCAUUUUUUGAAAUAUUUUUUGGAAUUCUUCAGGAUUUAAGAUGCCGGAGCUUCAAACCAACAUCAACCUCUUAUUACACUUAAUGUUCUUAUUAUUUAUAUUAUUCUUCCUUUAAUUCAAUUUUUUUUCCACAAAUGUCAUUUGUUUGUUUGUUUGUUUUUCCUCUUUAAAAAAAAUAAAAGAUUUUAACAAAAA